CCCAUCAUUCCCCAAACGCCCCCUCAUCCCUGACUCUCUAUCUUCUUCAUCUCUCUCUCACAGAGGAGACGAGGAAGAAGAAGAAGAAGAAGAAGAAGAAGCUCUCUCUGUCCUCAACUUCUCUGCUCCAGCGACAGAUUGGAGAAAGGAAAGAUGAUAUGCCAAAAGCAACAGGCCCACUUCACCUCUUCCCCUCACGCCUGGCACCUUUCCCACCACCAUCACCACCAACCGACCGCCACCGCCGCUGCCACCGCCGCCGCCGCCUCCCCCACCCAGCAGCAAGAGCAGCGGCCGUCGCCCUUCCCCUUCAUGUCGGAUGUCCUUUCCCGCUACCACGCCCAUGAGGUCUCCCCCAACCAGUGCUGCUCCACCGUCGUGCAGACCAUCAAGGCCCCCGUCGACGUCGUGUGGUCCGUCGUCCGGCGCUUCGACGAGCCCCAGGUCUACAAGCACUUCAUUCGCAGCUGCUCUCUCAUGAGCGGCGACGGCAAUGUCGGCAGCCUCCGGGAGGUGCGCGUAAUCUCCGGCCUCCCCGCCGCCUGCUCCACGGAGCGCCUCGAGAUCCUCGACGACGAACGCCACAUCAUAAGCUUCAGCGUCGUGGGCGGCGAACAUCGCCUCACCAACUACCGCUCCGUCACCUCCCUCCACGAGAUCCCCACCUCCGGGGACGCCGCCGGGGAAGGUACCGUCGUCGUCGAGUCGUAUGUCGUGGACGUGCCGCCGGGCAACACCAAGGACGACACCUGCGUCUUCGUGGACACCAUCGUGAGAUGCAACCUCCAAUCCCUUGCCAACAUCGCCGAGAAUCUCUACAAUCGACGCCGCUCUUGACUCCCGCGCGUGUAAUAUGUUCCUGUUUUGUGUGCCAUGAAAGGGAAAAUGUCACUGGUUCCAACAAUUACAGAAAAUAUUUUGUUCUUCUCUUAAA
This is a messenger RNA of Nymphaea colorata (pocket water lily), 934 nucleotides long. RefSeq names its product abscisic acid receptor PYL4-like. Lineage: Eukaryota; Viridiplantae; Streptophyta; Magnoliopsida; Nymphaeales; Nymphaeaceae. Bases 154 to 837 code for a protein of 227 amino acids. Gene Ontology annotation, cellular component: cytoplasm; nucleus. The record is from RefSeq and is a predicted model, not a curated record. Gene Ontology annotation, biological process: abscisic acid-activated signaling pathway. Gene Ontology annotation, molecular function: protein phosphatase inhibitor activity; signaling receptor activity; abscisic acid binding. The transcript has a single exon.